Tachyglossus aculeatus (Australian echidna) is the source of this 1111-nucleotide messenger RNA. RefSeq names its product small integral membrane protein 10-like protein 2A. The coding region runs from base 238 to 1068 and encodes 276 amino acids. The record is from RefSeq and is a predicted model, not a curated record. Lineage: Eukaryota; Metazoa; Chordata; Mammalia; Monotremata; Tachyglossidae. The transcript is spliced from 2 exons. Gene Ontology annotation, molecular function: STAT family protein binding. Gene Ontology annotation, biological process: negative regulation of transcription by RNA polymerase II; protein dephosphorylation. Gene Ontology annotation, cellular component: nucleus.
GGCGUAUAUGGCGGCGGCCCUCUCCGCCCUGGCUGUUCGGCUGUCCCGCUCGGCGGCCGCCCGCUCCUAUGGGGUCUUCUGCAAGGGGCUGACCCGCACCCUGCUCAUUUUCUUCGACCUGGCCUGGCGGCUCCGCAUCAACUUCCCCUAUCUCUACAUCGUGGCCUCUAUGAUGCUCAACGUGCGGCUGCAGGUACAUAUUGAGAUCCACUGAAGCAGUUGCCUCCCGAAUAAAGUAUGAAGGAAAGAACUACUCUGGACAUCUGCCUCAAAAGCAUGAAGGGGGAGGAAGAUGAUGACGCCGACAAACUGUUGUGUAAAGUUAGUAUAAGACGACAGAAGGCGUUCCUUCAGCAACCAGAAGCAUAUUCGUGGCUGAAUCAGUCUGACUUUUAUUUUAAUAUGAGUUUCCCAAAAGAGCUCUUCUCCCUUAAUGUGAAGAAUGCGUCUUUGAUUAAGGCUGCCCUGCUGCAUCGUAAUAGCAAGAAAAUUUCUCCUCCUUUGAGAGAAAUUCCCACAGUUUCAACAUUGGCAACAUUGGCAACUUUUUCUCCUAUGAAAGAACAUUUUACCAAGGGGUCUUUCUGUAUCGAUAAACCUUCAGUGACUGAUUGGCUGGAAAAAGUUCUCUGCUCCAUUAAUGACCUUAGAGAUCGGUGUCACGAAGGAGAUAACUUUGUAUGUUCUGCCAACUUCUGGCUAUCCAGACUAUCUUACAAUCAAAAACUGAACUUGCUGCAGUUAGACACGGGCAUUAUUGAGGACGAACAGCGAAGUGCAUUUCUUGAAGGAGUAAGCUCUGAGUUUCAACUGAAUUUUAUGCUGUCUGCAACACUGUGUGAAUAUACUGCAGUGCUCCCGAAUGAUGAGGCAAAAUACACUAUCCUUGACCAUUUAUAUCCAGAGACUUCAGAUCAGACCACUGAAUAUAAGAAAAUGCUUUCAAGUUUAACCUGCACUAUAAACAAUCUUCAGAUAGCACUGUGGUUACUAGUCGUGUGCUUAUGCACUAGCAUAUCUCUGGCAUGCCAUAGUAAAGGUAGAAACAAAGCAGUAGUGAUGUACUAAAUGGUUUUUAAAGUGAAUAUUUCUGAUUAAACUUAGAUGCAAA